GUGGGGGUGAGAGGUCAGCAGGAAGUCGAUACGUGGCCGCCGCCUGUCCCCGCCGAGGAGGCGCAGCAGCCGGAGAUGGCGGCGGUGCUGAGCGCAGAGCGCCUCGAGGUGUCGGUGGACGGCCUGACGCUGAGCCCCGACCCGGAGGAGCGGCCCGGCGCGGAGGGCGCCCCGCUGCUGCCGCCGCCGCUGCCGCCGCCCUCGCCUCCCGGGGCCGGCCGGGGCCCGAGCGCCGCGGGGAGGCCGCCGGAGCCCGGGGCGGCGGCGGGGGGCGCGGCGGAGGAGGCGCGGUGCCUGGAGCAGCGCUGGGGCUUCGGGCUGGAGGAGCUGUACGGCCUGGCGCUGCGCUUCUUCAAAGAAAAAGAUGGCAAAGCAUUUCAUCCAACUUACGAAGAAAAACUGAAGCUUGUGGCACUGCAUAAGCAGGUUCUUUUGGGCCCGUAUAACCCCGACACUGGUCCUGAGGUUGGAUUCUUCGAUGUGUUAGGGAAUGACAGGAGGAGAGAAUGGGCAGCGCUGGGAAACAUGUCUAAGGAGGAGGCCAUGGUGGAGUUUGUCAAGCUCCUAAACAGGUGCUGCCAUCUCUUCUCAACAUACGUCACAUCGCACAAAAUAGAGAAGGAAGAGCAAGAAAAGAAGAGGAAGGAGGAGGAGGAGCGCAGGCGGCGGGAAGAGGAGGAGAGAGAACGUCUGCAGAAGGAGGAAGAGAAACGUCGGAAAGAAGAAGAAGAAAGGCUCAGGCGGGAGGAGGAAGAGAGGAGGCGGCUGGAAGAAGAGAGGCUUCGGUUGGAGCAGCAGAAGCAGCAGAUAAUGGCAGCUCUAAACUCGCAGACCGCCGUGCAGUUCCAGCAGUACGCAGCCCAGCAGUACCCGGGCAACUACGAGCAGCAGCAGAUCCUCAUCCGCCAGCUGCAGGAGCAGCACUACCAGCAGUACAUGCAGCAGCUCUAUCAAGUCCAGCUCGCCCAGCAGCAGGCGGCGUUACAGAAACAGCAGGAGGUAGGAGUGGCGGGGGCUCCUUCGCCUGCAUCCUCGAAAAUGAACGCAGCUGUACCAAGUGAUAUGAUGUCGGUUAAUGGACAGGCCAAAACCCACACUGACAACUCUGAGAAAGAGCUUGAGCCAGAAGCUGCAGAAGAGGCCCUGGAGAAUGGACCAAAAGACUCUCUUCCAGUAAUAGCAGCUCCAUCCAUGUGGACGCGACCCCAGAUCAAAGACUUUAAGGAGAAGAUCCGGCAGGACGCGGAUUCCGUGAUCACCGUGGGCCGAGGAGAGGUGGUCACUGUUCGCGUACCCACCCACGAAGAAGGAUCCUAUCUCUUCUGGGAAUUUGCCACAGACAGUUAUGACAUUGGGUUUGGGGUAUAUUUUGAAUGGACAGACUCUCCGAACACUACUGUCAGCGUGCAUGUCAGUGAAUCCAGCGAUGACGAGGAGGAGGAAGAAGGUAGAGCCAUUGGUCCAUAUUCAGUCGCUGCUGGGUUGUGUCUUGGCAGAAGGGGCAGCGGUUCAGAGAAAACAUCCCUUCUGAAGAGAAAGCCAAAAAGAAUGCCAACAAGCCCUUGCUGGACGAGAUUGUGCCUGUGUACCGACGGGACUGUCACGAAGAGGUGUACGCCGGCAGCCACCAAUACCCAGGGAGAGGAGUCUACCUCCUCAAGUUUGACAACUCCUACUCUUUGUGGAGGUCAAAGUCAGUCUACUACAGAGUCUAUUAUACGAGAUAAAGCUGUUACUGCAGAGCCGGGGUCUAGGGCUGGGCAGGAGAUGGCAUUUAGUUGGAAGGUUUCUUUUGACUUUUGUGGAGCAUUGCAGUCAGUGUUUGUGGUGGUUGGUGGUUUGUGAACUCUUGUUGAGAAUCGGGACUUCCUGGAGACUCUAGCAUUAAUCCUCGGGGUGAAAGGGGUUCCUCAGACUUAGCCCGCUGUUCAGUGCCGGCCAGCAGCAUCCCUAGAGGAAGCGGAAGUUCCAUGAGCUGCGUGUUACAUCUUUAAAGUCUCCAGAAUAAACAUCCCGCUGGGUUAGUCCCCUGCUACCUGCCCCAUGUGUUUAUGGGAGCCUACCGUUACAGCGCCCUCACGUGAAACCCUUACGUUAGUGUUCUACCCGAGGCACACAACUGGGAAGAUCACGAUUUUUAAAACUUAAAAACUCGAGACCUCACAGAUUGUAGUGGGAAAUAAUUGCUUCAAUUUGAUGUGGUUGUGAAUGACCCAGAUUGGUUUUUGCUUUGGGAUCAGCUGCUUAGUUCAGAGUUACAUUACAGGGAGUUACUUUCUGAGAUGAUCUUAAAAUAGAAUGUCCACACCCGAUUGCUGACGCAAGUGUCAGCACACGUAGACCACCCCAACACCCUCGCCUCACGGCCCGCGGUCCCCUUCAUUUGGUGUGGAUACUGCCCGUAGCAGACCGAAAGCCACUCAUUUUUGUCUUGAUUUGGCUUUGUGUAAGAGCAUCUCCCAUUGAAACUGCUUUCUACCAAGCAUAGAGUUACAUAAACAGUUUUGUAAACUCAAAUUGCCACCCACUGAAUUAAAAAUAGAGAAAAUCAUUUAAAUAUAAUUCAGUGUAUGAAGAAUAACUUUGCACUAUGUGGAGAUCACUGCCAGAGACGGCUCAUUUUUAAUUUGUUACUCCUUAGGCACAAACCCUACAGGAUUUCCGUUUGGAAUUACUAGAGAAUUGGACGUGCAUAUGCCCACGCUUAAAUUUUUUAUGGCUUUAGUCUGUAUUAUGUUUUUAUUGAUGGGAAGAGGUAUACCUUCGUUCUCUUCACUGAAAACGAAUGUGGGUUAAUUAAUUGCCUCCGAUAUAUAUAAGUGAUUGACUAGUCUAGAGAUUCUUGUUUUCAGAGGGAGGGUAGUACAGAUAGAAAAUGGCAACGAUGGCAAUAUACACACGUAAUGUUACUCUAUGUUGUUACUGAAAUACUUCCAUUUUUUACAUGUCAGAUCCUAAGUCACUCUGUAGGCGGGCUCCCCUGCAGUGGGUACAGUUCACUACAUAAGGAAGGGGCUGUUGGUUUUGUGUGCUGCGUUCUUUCUGUUUUUUUAAUACCUGGUUUUGUACAUACCUAACUGUUCUCUUCUGUUGUUUGGAAACUGGAUUAUUUUUCCUAAGAAGUGCUUAACCUGUGUUUUUUCAUGUUGAUUAGUUUCAGCUCAUAGACGUUCACACUGUUACAUUAGAGCACUUGUCAGCUGUCCGUCAGCUCUCAUGUACAUACGGUCUAGAAACCACGGGGUUAGGCACUUCCGGGCUGUUUUGUUGUGUUUUGUUUUGGUUUUUUAAUGAGAAAAUACUGUAUUUAAAAUGUAAAAUAAACUUUUAAAAAGCAGGCACUAAUAUAUAUUUCUUCCAGCCUUUGAUUACAGACUUGUCCUUGCACAUGUUAAGAUGAAUUACCUUCUAAAAUAUUAUUGUUCUUGGGAGCAGUGUGUGUGACUUCACAUAGCAGCGGUUCCUGUCACGUGUCCAUGUCAGAACAUUGUGGGUUUAAACUUUUAUAUUGCCUUUGGCUGUUGAUUAGUACAGUUCAAAUGCGAUUUCAAAGAGAUCUUGGAAAAUAUAUAUUUAAUCAAUUAAAAUGUUUAUCUGUAA
Messenger RNA from Myotis myotis, 3600 nucleotides. RefSeq names its product acyl-CoA binding domain containing 3 (gene ACBD3). The coding region runs from base 76 to 1845 and encodes 589 amino acids. Gene Ontology annotation, molecular function: fatty-acyl-CoA binding. Gene Ontology annotation, cellular component: Golgi membrane. The record is from RefSeq and is a predicted model, not a curated record. The transcript has 8 exons. NCBI's taxonomy places the organism in Eukaryota, Metazoa, Chordata, Mammalia, Chiroptera, Vespertilionidae.